AUGGCAGCGUCAAAGCACUUGCUUAUCUGGACUGUCUUGACUGCUAUGCAAUGCUGUUCCACGGACGUGGCUGAACAACAGUGGCUAAACAUUCAAAGGGACAUAGCCGAUGUGUCUGAUGCGUUGCUAAAAAAGGUGUGGCCAAUAGCCUCUGAAUUUGUUGGUGAUGGCAACGUCAGCGUGUCAUGUACGUCCGCCUUGUUCAAGAUGUUCUCUUCAUUGAAACGGCAACAGCCAUGGGUCCUCAAGAUGCUCCUCGCCAAUGGCUUCAUGCCUAGCAACAUAUUGGAAGGUGGUGUAGUGAGCCUCGGAGGUUACGAACAAUGUCUACACACUGUGAGCCGCAACGCCAAUGGUGACGUCUACAUAAAAGGCCAGUAUUGCUCCCUUUUUCUGCAGCCACCUCGUCAUGUAGUAGAAGAUCUUGUUCGUCGUUUUAACCAGGAAGGAGACAUGCAGAUAUAG
Messenger RNA from Rhipicephalus microplus (southern cattle tick), 465 nucleotides. RefSeq names its product nose resistant to fluoxetine protein 6. Gene Ontology annotation, molecular function: acyltransferase activity, transferring groups other than amino-acyl groups. The record is from RefSeq and is a predicted model, not a curated record. NCBI's taxonomy places the organism in Eukaryota, Metazoa, Arthropoda, Arachnida, Ixodida, Ixodidae.